CUGAGCGACACAGUAACAAUCCCAUUCAGACAAGACCCACAACUUCCCCCUGAGGGAGCAAAGAUACAGCAGGAAAUGCAGGGAGUACCACAACUCUUAACAACUUUAACCUGCCGCUGACUGCACACAGACCGUGAAUUUAAAGAAGAAAGGAAAUGGCUCAGAGUGGUUGUAACUUUCAGGGAACUUUCUAGAGGAGGGAGAGGAAUCACGAUUGACUGACUUCCUGUUUUGGGCUCUGCCUGUCACAAUCAGAGAGAAAAUGGCUUUCCGAUCUGAGGAGGAUCUCUCCUGUCCAGUCUGCCAGGACAUUUUUAAAGAUCCUGUUGUCCUGUCGUGUAGCCACAGCUUCUGCAAAGACUGCCUGCAGACGUGGUGGCAAGGGAAAGCUAUACAGGAGUGUCCGUGCUGUAAGAGGAGAUCAUCAAGGAGUGAACCACCUCGUAACUUGGCUUUAAAGAACCUGUGUGAGGCCUUUAUACUGGAGAGGGAUCAGACAGCUUCAGCAGGGUCUGAGUCUCUCUGCAGUCUGCACUCUGAGAAACUGAAACUCUUCUGUCUGGACCAUCAGCAGCCGGUGUGUCUCGUCUGCAGAGAUUCAAAAACACACAGCAACCACAGAUUCAGGCCCAUACAUGAAUUUGCACAGGAUCACAAAAAGGAGCUCCAGAAAUCUCUGGAGCCUUUACAAGGGAAACUGAAGCUCUUUGAACGAGUUAAAGGAAACUUUGAUCAAACAGCAGAACACAUUAAGGUCCAGGCCCAACACACAGAGAGGGAGAUUAAGGAGCAGUUUAAGAAGCUUCACCAGCUUCUACAACAGGAAGAGGAGGCCAGGAUCACUGCUCUGAGGGAGGAAGAGGAGCAGAAGAGUCAGAUGAUGAAGGACAAGAUUGAGGCUCUGAGCAGAGAGAUAGCAGCUCUGUCAAACACAAUCAGAGCCACACAAAAGGAUCUGAGAGCUGAAGACGUCUCAUUCCUGCAGAACUACAAGGCUGCAGUCAAAAGAGUCCAGCAGUGUCCCCUGCCGGAUGAUCCAGAGCUGGUCUCAGGAGCUCUGAUAGAUGUGGCCAAACACCUGGGCAACCUGACCUUCAACAUCUGGAACAAGAUGAAGGAGAUGGUCUCCUACACUCCUGUGAUUCUGGAUCCAAACACUGCUCAUCCAGAAUUUAUCUUGUCUGAAGAUCUGACCAGCGUGAGACAUGGAGAGAGACAGAAGCUUCCUGAAAACCCAGAGAGGAUUGACUAUCACCGCUCUAUCUGGGGCUGGGAGAGCUUGUACUCCGGGAUUCACAGCUGGGACGUUGAAGUUCGAGACAACACGGCCUGGUUUGUUGGUGUGGCUGCAGAGUCUGUCCAGAAAAAGGGACGAAUAAAAUCUGGGUUCUGGCAGAUAGAGUUUUACAACGGUAAAUACAGCGCACGGAUGUUGGGAGAUCCACCUGCUGUUCUCCGAGUGAGGAAGAAGCUCCAGAGGAUCAGAGUUCAUCUGGACUGUGACAGAGGAAAACUGUCUUUCUUUGAUCCGGAUACGAUCACACACAUACACACCUUCACACACACUUUCAGUGAGAAGGUGUUUCCAUGCAUAGGCACUUUGAAUGAACUGCCACUGAAGAUACUACAAGGCAAGAUCUCUGUAACCAGAGAAUAGGUGUUGUCUCAUAUUUGAGACACUGUUGCCUCAUUUAGAUACGACAUUGUGUCUGAGAUGCAAGAACAAACACACACAAACAUUUCUGAUAAAAUAGCUCUUAAAGCUGCAUUUCCUUGGACUUUAAUCUAAGUUUGCAACAGUCUCAACUGCUUAGAAAAAUAUCUGGCUCUUUAGCAGCCAGAUGGUCCACUUCUUUUACCAGCUAGCUGUUAACUUUUUCUCUCUGCUGUUUGGUGUUGGUCAGGUACUGUACAGUGGGUUUGUCAGGGUUUGUUUCCUGGAAACUGCUGCUUGCUGUUGCUGCUUGUAACACUGAGACUAAACAACCAUGCAAUAAAUGUGUCAUAAGCUAAAAGCAGCUUAAAAGCUUAGUGAGUUUGUCACGUGUCUGAACUUUUUCCGUGUAUUUGUCUUCAGUCGUUCUCUGAGACAGGUUUUCAUAUCCUGGGUAUCUGCAGUAACUUCUUAUAAAUGUUUUCUUUAUAGACCCCCCACCACCACCACCACCUUUAACAUAUUUACACUUAACAAAUUUAUAUACAAUACAUAUUGUAGUGUCAACCUGCUGUCACUGCAUCGUAUGACCACUCGAUGGCACCCAAACUCUCUGAUUUGCUUAAACAAGCUGAAAACCCUUUCAGUGUAGAAACCUCAUGCUCACAGUACUUUUGUAAAUUACUUUGUCAUUACUGUCAGUAGUUGUUAAUGAUUUUGUUUUAUUUUCUAUUUAUUGGAUUUAAUAAUCGCUUUCUGUCAUCACUAAUUUCUUGAAUUAUUUGCCUCUUUUCCUUCAUCAUCCAAAUUAAUGCAGAUUGUAAAUUUGAGACAAUGAGAGGAAACUAAACUCUUCUCUUCA
Messenger RNA from Toxotes jaculatrix (banded archerfish), 2516 nucleotides. RefSeq names its product nuclear factor 7, ovary-like. The record is from RefSeq and is a predicted model, not a curated record. Bases 263 to 1657 code for a protein of 464 amino acids. The transcript has a single exon. Lineage: Eukaryota; Metazoa; Chordata; Actinopteri; Toxotidae. Gene Ontology annotation, molecular function: zinc ion binding; protein binding.